Messenger RNA from Haliotis rufescens (red abalone), 2653 nucleotides. RefSeq names its product prostaglandin E2 receptor EP4 subtype-like. The transcript has 4 exons. Gene Ontology annotation, cellular component: plasma membrane. NCBI's taxonomy places the organism in Eukaryota, Metazoa, Mollusca, Gastropoda, Lepetellida, Haliotidae. Gene Ontology annotation, biological process: inflammatory response; positive regulation of cytosolic calcium ion concentration; adenylate cyclase-activating G protein-coupled receptor signaling pathway. The record is from RefSeq and is a predicted model, not a curated record. The coding region runs from base 1074 to 2387 and encodes 437 amino acids. Gene Ontology annotation, molecular function: prostaglandin E receptor activity.
AAAAAUGCCGAGACGACCAUAGCCAAACAAUUAAGACCGUCAUUCCAACACCGUUACAUGCUGACACGACCUAGAGCUCACGUGACCUUGCUGUGCAAAUACUGAAGGUCAUGGAUAGGGUUCAGAGUUACUGUAAGGGAGCACUUAAAACUGCUCCUAUGGGAAAACCCUCUAUUCAGAACCGGAGCAGUAUUAUCAGGCUCUAAUCGAUUUCCGCGCCGCCGUGAUCAUCAACAAAUGCUCCCGUCCAUGAAAGGAAUACGUUACAGGUAAUCACAAUGACCAGGAUCUUCAUACAGAAGCAGUAGAGGGAGCUGUGUUUUAAACACAGCUGGAUUCGGUGUCCUUGAUUCAGUGACAUGUGAUUCGACGGUAAGCGCUUCGUGUCGUGAUGUCGUUUCUGUAACUAUUUCAGAAUUUCAGAUCUAUACUAAGCGACGUGGGCGGUUUUUACAGCUACACUUAUCAACAUGCAUACAACAUGCUGUGCUAUUGAACAACGUCCUUACAGCAUGGCCAUUAAGAUGUGCACCCACCGUCAAACUGUGUAAUAACUACCCAUGUGAAUUUCAGGAUUUCUACUUUACAACAUGAGAUAUGAGUACAGUGUGUUAAACAACAUUGAUUGACGGUCGCCAAGCUCAACUCGCCCCGGGAAACUUCCUCGAAAAGAGAUCGUGGCACGCGCUGUGACGUAUGACGAGCAGACGACAGUUUUAUUCAAGCCACACGGUCCAGUGAUUGGAAUAGGAAUGUGAAUGUAGGAGCUUCAGUGUACUGCAGGCUGUGUUAAACCUAAGGAAUAUCCUGCUGUGGUAGUUGUUUUUAGAAAUAUUCCAGACCUUGUGACUUGGAUACCCCAACGGAGGAUAUAAAAGGUAACCUUCCAAGGAGAGUAUAAUUCAUGUGUUUGUGUGUAUGUGUAACGUGAUCUUCGACAACAAAAGUGACAUCUUUUCCUGGCUGUGGAGGUUAGGGCGAUGAACAUGACAGGGAGAGGCUCAUAAAAUGUUUGUGAACAGUCACGUUGGGUGAUAAAUGUGAGUUGCUUAAAGUUUGUCGUGGGUUAUGUCAUGGCGACGACUUCAGAACAAUACACCAUGACAGAGAAGCAACUACUUCUCAUCAAUGACACAGCAGGGAUAGAAGCAAAUAUCAGUGUCGGGGGGUUCGUUGUGGACGCUGCAAAACGGAACCACACCGUAAUGGUUGCCAGUGUCAUGUUUGGCACCGGGGUCUUCGGAAAUCUCUUGGCCCUCUUCGUCCUUGCAACGUCUGCCAUUGAGCAAAGAAGGACUUUGUUUUACAAAUUGGUCGCGGGAUUAGCAGUCACAGACCUGUUCGGGACGUGCGCCCUGUCACCUGUAGUUAUAUCAGUAUAUGUGAAUAAUUUCAAAUGGAUAGGUGGCAUGCCUGUGUGUCACUACUUUUCCUUCAUGAUGAUAUUUGCCAGUUUCACCACACUGUUCAUCGUUACCUCUAUGGCAGUGGAGCGCUACAUCUGUGUCCGUCAUCCGUAUCUAUAUCACACAAGGCUCACAGCAACAUAUGCUAAAGUCACACUUAUAGGCUCAUGGGUGUUGUCAAUAUUGAUUGCUUCGUUUCCUCUAAUGGGAUUUGGAAAAAAUAUAUACCAGUAUCCCAAAACAUGGUGCUUCUUUGACUAUGUAAGCAAGGACCCUGUGAAUAUUGCCUUCAAUUUGUUCUAUGCUGUUAUAGCUUUAAUCGCUAUUUUCGUGACCAUCAUUUGUAAUAUAGUUGUUAUAUACACUCUCAUAAGGAUCAGGAAAAAACAAGGGAUACUUAAUGCCCCAGGUGGGUGUGCGAGGAAGUUUAAGAGCAACAACAAGAGGUACGCCGAGAUUCAGAUGGUGGUGCUUCUCAUUGGAAUUACUGUUGUCUUCGCAAGCUGCUACUUUCCGCUGAUGAUUUAUGUGCUACUAUGCCAGACAGACCUAGUUACGUUAAUGAAGACGAACAAAAUGGGUCUUCUGCUGAUUCGUUUCGCUUCGUUUAAUCCUAUACUGGAUCCCUGGGUGUAUAUUUUAUUUAGAAGAGAGCUUGUAUGGAAGAUUGUAAAUGCCAUAAAAUGCAUUCUAAGGAUUGAACAAAAAAAUAUACAAAAUGUAAAAACUCCUUUAAACGAAGAGGAACCGAACUGCUGUAUGUUUUGUUUACAGUGUCUGUGCGAACCUCCCAAUACAAAAACAAACUACUCAGUCUCAAGGCCGUCCGCGACCUUACAAAGGUCUCCCUCUGAGCGCAGGCGUCUCAGCGAGAGCUUGUACGGGAAUGGAACAGUUACAUCUAAGCUGCUGAUACAAACCCCUUCACCGGCAGACGAAAUGGUUUUAAAGUCAUAUAGACACGCACAAGCUCGUAGUUGAUUAUUAUUAUAAUUAUUGAUUUCAUUAGUAUACCCCAUUUCAGUUCAUUAGAUACCUGUGCAUACUUGACACACAAUGAAUAUAGAGAUUUAUCUUUAGACCAUUUCACACUGCUGUAAUUUAAUAUCAAAGGGUGGCCCAAUUGUCUAAGGCGCCGUUGUGCAGAGUUGUGUCCCUUGGGAACGCCAGAAACCUACGAUUGUGGGUUCGAAUCCCGGUUCGUCCCGAUUAUGUUUCUAUGUUUGUCAGCACCAUACCCGUGCUCG